CCGCUGCGCGUUCUCUGCCUGCGCGUCUAACCUAACGUCUAUCAACAUAUUAUACAAGCCCCUUGAAGACAUUGAGAGACUUGAAAGGUACUGACCCGGGUGUUACCACCCCGUCAACAUCGGUGACCGGUUUCAUAGCCGAUAUCGCGUUGUCGACAAACUGGGCCACGGUUCUUACUCGACCACCUGGCUAGCGCGCGAUGAGCAGUUAGAAAAAUAUGUCGCAGUCAAGGCUUUCAAUUGAGAAGCUAUACGAGGAGUACGGAGCACCAGAGCCGGAGCCGGUAGUACACUUAGAUGGUAAACCACUUCCACCCGGUGUCCCAUCCCACGGCAUUGCACCAAUAUGGCUUGGGAGAGCAAGCGAGAAUAUCACGCUUGCAGAAACCAGGAUCCUACCCACAGACUUUGGCGAGGCAUUUUCGCCCUCACAAGAGGCAAAACAUGAAUCUCACACCCCGCUCAUCAACAGUCCCCUUGAGGCUCGGUUUGAACCUACGACGCCUCUUUCCUUCCCAUCGGAUAUCUGGUCACUCGCCUGCUCUAUCUGGUCGAUAAUUGCUCAAAGACCGUUAUUUGAGAGUUUAAUCCCGACACAGGACCGUAUGGCCUGUGAGCACGUCGAUGCUCUUGGUAUUUUACCACCGGAGUGGGAGAGAUGGGAAGCACGACGGUCUAGGUUUACUGAGGAUAGAGCGCCCCAGUAUCCAUACCAUCCAGCGCCGGCCGGGGUGUCUGAGUUAUUCAAGCGGCUGCCGUCUGUGAAGAGGAGCAUAGAGAGUGGAGGACAUGUGUCAGCCCACUGCUGAAAGGCCACACCUGCCCUGUCUCGGGUAGGGCAGAUAUUUCGGUUAGUAUUGGGGUUCUCAGCCUGCCAAGG
This is a messenger RNA of Aspergillus glaucus CBS 516.65, 880 nucleotides long. RefSeq lists its product as uncharacterized. Gene Ontology annotation, molecular function: ATP binding; protein kinase activity. The transcript is spliced from 2 exons. The record is from RefSeq and is a predicted model, not a curated record. Gene Ontology annotation, biological process: protein phosphorylation. Lineage: Eukaryota; Fungi; Ascomycota; Eurotiomycetes; Eurotiales; Aspergillaceae. Bases 219 to 809 code for a protein of 196 amino acids.